UUAACUUUGAACUUGACGCACGCUCUCUGUGCUGCAAAGCUUUAUCAUUGCUCGCUAGGAGAGUUUUUGCUCAGUCUUAAAACACAACUCGAUCGAAACGCACACGUCGUGAACUUCUCGGACUUCAACGUGUUGGUUUACUCAUAAAGUGCUUUAUACAUAAAUUUAUUUGAGAGAGUGGUUAUUCCAACACUUACUCACCUGGCUAAAAUUGUAGCUAACGACAGAGCUGAGUAUAUUGAAUUUACGUGCGGGUGAUAAGCGAAAAGUGUGCUGCAAAAUAAAAUCAAAAUGCGUGUCCAUAAAAGUUUAUCAUUCUGUUGUCUGUUAAUUUUGGUGCUGCUCUCUGUUUUCUCCCAUGCCAAGUCUUUGAAAGAGGAGUUAAGCAACGCUGAUGCAGUGCCAAGUCUUCCGAGUGGCCAGGGACCCAAAAAUAAAACAGCCGUCACUGCUGGUGAAGAGUUAAACACCGCAACCAAUCUAGUGCUAGCGGGAAACUACAAAUAUGAUGUGGAAAUUCUCGAGUCUGGAGACGAUGAGAGUGAAGAUACAGAACGUGACAGCAGCGAGGAACGAGAGGAGCGCUUUAAGGGUCACGGUCUGUUCAACCCAGACCCCGAGACUUUUGUGGCCGAAAACAUUGAGAUGACAUCCGUGGAUGUGGAUGCAAGUGCUAUUAGUGAAAGCCACAUGCUGCUUAGCAUUAUACUUGUGGUGGUAGCUCUGGUAUCGGUUUGUCUCUAUGCUGGACUGGUUAUAUGGCGAUCGCACUUGGAGCAACGCUAUGGCAUGCGCGAGAGACUUGUCAACCGGGAUGUGGAUGACGUGGAGGGCGUUGAAGAUACGGACUAUCGGGUGGUAUAUCCCCACACACUUAGCCCCUACGCACCUACAACUACAACGACUCAUUCGUAGUCGCAUAAUCUGUUGUCAGAGUUUCAGUUACGCUUAAGUUUGUUUUAAAUUGCACUUGAUAAAACCGUUAAUUGAGCGUAUGACGAAUAUGAAUUAAUUUACACUCACAUACCUGUGUAUUGUCAUGUUCUCUCAUGUGCAUUGCAAAUUCUCAAUUAACUACAUACAGUCACACAUCAAAACAAAUAUUAAAGGUCAUUUUAUAAUACUUGAUCAAGUGAACAUGCCAAUUAGUUAUAAGUGUCUGUGAUAUUGUUCUAAAUAAAAGCUCUUUGCACAAAAUGCUAAGAGCCAAGAAUUAAAAUAUGUUAUAAUAAACAAAUUUAUCUACAUA
Molecule: messenger RNA, 1249 nt
Organism: Drosophila sulfurigaster albostrigata
Lineage: Eukaryota; Metazoa; Arthropoda; Insecta; Diptera; Drosophilidae
Exons: 4
Coding region: 292-915 (207 amino acids)
Source: RefSeq, a predicted model, not a curated record